Molecule: messenger RNA, 5925 nt
Organism: Triticum aestivum (bread wheat)
Lineage: Eukaryota; Viridiplantae; Streptophyta; Magnoliopsida; Poales; Poaceae
Exons: 14
Coding region: 98-589 (163 amino acids)
Source: RefSeq, a predicted model, not a curated record
AGCUCAAAGCGAAACAGAAGAAGCACUCACACAGAGAAAUCCAAACCACACUCGAUCGUCGCCACUCUCUGCUGAUAUCACACCCAGGCUAGCAGCCAUGAUGGCUUCACGAGCCGCCACCGCGCUCCGCACGGCCGCCCUGCAGGGCUACUUCCGGAGGUCGGCCUCCACCGCGGCGGCGCACGCCGAGAGGCCCAAGGCGAAGCCCAUGGGCGACUACGUGCCGGUGUACGUGGCGCUGGGGAUGAUCGGCCUGGCGGGGGCGCUGGGGCUGCACACGGCGCGGCAGCAGCUGGCGCACGCGCCCAACGUCUGGGUCGACAAGCGCAAGCGCGAGGCGGUGCCCGAGGUGGCGGACCCGGACCUCGCCCUCGACGAGGCCGAGCGCUUCGUCGGCGGCUCCGUGUUCCGCAAGGUCGCCCACGUCCAGGACGACCGCUCCCUCACCGCCGGCGUCGCCGACCCCGUCGCCGACUACCCGGCGAGGAAGGCGGUGACGCUCAAGGACGUCGGCGUGGACCCGCCGGGGAUCCCCGAGCAGAGCAGGGAGGGCGUCCUCGACAGGAUCUUCAAGAAGAACACCGCUUAAUUUCGUAGAGGAGGGGCAGUCAGGACGCAUCAGCUUCAUUCCCUUUCUUGCGUUAACUAGCUAGCUUUGCGUUUCAAUAGUCAGAUCGGCUGCACUUUUUCUGGAAGCCGGUCGAUGUUUCGCGAACGUGACACGUGAUGGUGUUGUACAUAUGUAUCCAGUCAUCUCGAGAAGUAUGGUUUGUUCAUGGACAAUAAAACUAUGCUUCUUCUUUAUUUAUUUAUUUGCGCUUAGGUUGUAGAGUGCUACUGUUAUGUGCUGCUGCACUGUCGGCGACUCCAUUUCGCGAACAAUUGAAAAAGGAAAGGAUGAGAGGGUAGCUAGGCACAACCGCCCCAUCCUUGUCAGCGAGCGAAAGAAAAAGAGCAGGGCAGCGAAAAACGGCCAGGGCGGAAAGGGCAGCAGCGAGCGAAAGAAAAAGAGGCGGAAAGGGCAGCAGCGAGCGAAAGAAAAAGAGCAGGGCUCGCAUCCUUUUCGAGAGCUCGCGUCCUUCUCACGAACCCUACCGCCGCCCCGCUACUCCUCCCACCUCAGGCACCUCCCCCUAGCCGCCGCCGCUGCCUCCCACCUCAGUCGCGUCCCCCCUCCCCCCCCAUCUCGUUCGGCCCGGGUGUGGAGGCGAGCUUCCCGAAGUCGGCGCUGGAUUCGAUCUGCAGGAGAGAGGGAGGUGUGGCAGCCGCCGCACACCCGCAUCGCUCCGCGCCCCCUCUUUGCUCCACCAUGCAGCCUCCUUCUUCCCGCCCACCUCCGGCGCAGCUCGUCGUAGUGGGGAGCAAGGUCUUCGUGGCGGGGUGGAGCUGCAGCGGAGGGAAGGAUGCUGGACGGAUCCGGCGCCUGUAGGCUGAAGCAGCAAGAGUUGGUGGAUUUGGCGGAUGCGGACGGGGUCGUUAACGGGGCUGGGGGCUGGGAGUUCGGGGGCGCCACGAGGAAUGGAAGGUUGAGUUCGUUUGAUGGCCGGAGCAGCAGGAGCAACAGGUCAACGGUGGUCAAUGGCUAACCUCUAUCUCCUCUCUCUCUCCGUGGUUGAGAAGAAGGCCAAAUAGAAGAAGAAGAAUUUGGCUCGAAAGUCCUGUCGAGGGUACGAUGAAAUUAGGCAGAAUGGCAAGAUCUGUAGCAUCUACUGUGAACACAAAGCGGAGAAAAGGGAUUGCUUCCUCGUCCGGUAACCCAAUUGUGUUGCUUUCUUUCGUUUUAUUUCUCCAUACAUGCAAAUUAGUUUAUUCUGGAGCUUCUCCAUAAUAAGAGGUACCGUGCAACCUGCUUAUGAUAUCAAAGAAGUAACAUUUGCAUGCAUCCCUCCUGAACUCUACAAUAUUUCAGUUUGAUAUAGGCUGUAGUUAGACUUUCUGCUUCUUGAAAUUGAACUUAUAAAGGAUGAGAGGGGAGCUAGGCACAACCGCACCAUCCACGUGUAUGUGAAUAGUUCGGCGAGGGCGGAAAGGCAGCAGCGAGCGAAAGAAAAAGAGCAUGGCGGCGAAAAACGGCGAGGGCGGAAAGGGCAGCAGCGAGCGAAAGAAAAAGAGCUGGGCAGCAAAAAAGGAACGAGCCAGCUCGCAUCCUUUUCGAGAGCUCGCGUCCUUCUCACGAACCCUACCGCCGCCCCGCUCCUCCUCCUCCCACCUAUGUCGCCUCCCCCUAGCCGCCGCCGCCUCCCACCUCAGUCGCGCCCCCCCCCCUCGCAUCUCGUCCGCCCCGAGUGCGGAGGCAAGCUUCCCAGCGGCGGCGCUGGAUUCGAUCUGCAGGAGAGAGAGGGAGGUGUGGCAGCCGCCGCACACCCGCACCGCUCCGCGCCUCCUCUUUGCUCCACCAUGCAGCCUCCUCCUCCCCGCCCACCUCCGGCGCAGCUCGUCGUAGUGGAGAGCAAGGUCUUCGUGGCGGGGUGGAGCUGCAGCGGAGGGAAGGAUGCUGGACGGAUCCGGCGCCUGCAGGCUGAAGCAGCAGGAGUUGGUGGAUUUGGCGGAUGCUGACGGGGUCGUUGACGGAGGCUGGGAGCUCGGGGGCGCCACGAGGAAUGGAAGGUUGAGUUCGUUCGACGGCCGGAGCAGCAGGAGUAAGGAGCCAACGGUUGUCAAUGGCUAACCUCUAUCUCCUCUCUCUCUCUCUGUGUGUGUGGGGUUGAGAAGAAGGCCAAAUAGAAGAAGAAGAAUUUGGCUCGAAAGUCUUGCCGAGGGUACGGUGAAAUUAGGCAGAAUGGCAAGAUCUGUAGCAUCUACUGUGAACACAAAGCGGAGAAAAGGGGUUGCUUCCUCGUCCGGUAACCCAAUUAUGUUGCUUUCUUUCGUUUUAUUUCUCCAUACAUGCAAAUUAGUUUAUUCUGGAGCUUCUCCAUAAUAAGAGGUACUGUGCAACCUGCUUAUGAUAUCAUAGAAAUAACAUUUGCCUGCAUCCCUCCUGAACUCUACAAUAUUUCAGUUUGAUAUAGGUUGUAGUUAGACUUUCUGCUUCCUGAAAUUGAACUUACAAAGGAUGAGAGGGUAGCUAGGCACAACCGCGCCAUCCACGUGUAGGUGAAUAGUUCGGCGGGGGCGGAAAGGGCAGCAGCGAGUGAAAGAAAAAGAGCAGGGCAGCGAAAAAUGGCGACGGCGGAAAGGGCAGCAGCGAGCGAAAGAAAAAGAGCAGGGCAGCGAAAAAGGAACGAGCCAGCUCGCAUCCUUUUCGAGAGCUCGCAUCCUUCUCACGAACCCUACCGCCGCCCCGCUCCUCCUCCUCCCACCUCAGUCGCCUCCCCCUAGCCGCCGCCGCCGCCGCCUCCCACCUCAGUCGCGUCCCCCCCCUCGCAUCUCGUCCGCCCCGGGUGCGGAGGUGAGCUUCCCGGCGGCGGCACUGGAUUCGAUCUGCAGGAGAGAGGGGGAGGUGUGGCAGCCUCCACACACCCGCACCGCUCCGCGCCCCCUCUUUGCUCCACCAUGCAGCCUCCUCCUCCCCGCCCACCUCCGGUGUAGCUCGUCGUAGUGGAGAGCAAGGUCUUCAUGACGGGGUGGAGCUGCAGCGAAGGGAAGGAUGCUGGACGGAUCCGGCGCCUGCAGGCUGAAGCAGCAGGAGUUGGUGGAUUUGGCGGAUUCUGACGGGGUCAUUGACGGAGGCUGGGAGCUCGGGGGCGCCACGAGGAAUGGAACGUUGAGUUCGUUCGACGGCCGCAGCAGCAGGAGCAAGGAGCCAACGGUGGUCAAUGGCUAACCUCUAUCUCCUCUCUCUCUCUCUCUCUCUCUCUCUGUGGUUGAGAAGAAGGCCAAAUAGAAGAAGAAGAAUUUGGCUCAAAAGUCUUGCCGAGGGUACGGUGAAAUUAGGCAGAAUGGCAAGAUCUGUAGCAUCUACUAUGAACACAAAGCGGAGAAAAGGGAUUGCUUCCUCGUCCGGUAACCCAAUUAUAUUGCUUUCUUUCGUUUUAUUUCUCCAUACAUGCAAAUUAGUUUAUUCUGGAGCUUCUCCAUAAUAAGAGGUACCGUGCAACCUGCUUAUGAUAUCAUAGAAGUAACAUUUGCCUUCAUCCCUCCUGAACUCGACAAUAUUUCAGUUUGAUAUAGGCUGUAGUUAGACUUUCUGCUUCUUGAAAUUGAACUUAUAAAGGAUGAGAGGGUAGCUGGGCACAACCGCGCCAUCCACGUGUAUGUGAAUAGUUCGGCAAGGGCGGAAAGGGCAGCAGCGAGCGAAAGAAAAAGAGCAGGGCAGUGAAAAACGGCGAGGGCGGAAAGGGCAGCAGCGAGCGAAAGAAAAAGAGCAGGGCAUCGAAAAAGGAAUGAGCCAGCUCGCAUCCUUUUCGAGAGCCCGCGUCCUUCCCACGAACCCUACCGCUGCCCCGCUCCUCCUCCUCCCACCUCAGUCGCCUCCCCCUAGACGCCGCCGCCUCCUCCCACCUCAGUCGCGUACCCCCCCCCCCCCGCGCGCACAUCUCGUCCGCCCCGGGUGCUGACGCGAGCUUCCCGGCGACGGCGGCGGCGCUGGAUUCGAUCUGCAGGAGAAAGAGGGAGGUGCGGCAGCCGCCGCACGCCCGCACUGCUCCGCGCCCCCUCUUUGCUCCACCACGUAGCCUCCUCCUCCCCGCCCACCUCUGGCGCAGCUUGUCGUAGUGGAGAGCAAGGUCUUCAUGGCGGGGUGGAGCUGCAACGGAGGGAAGGAUGCUGGACGGAUCCGGCGCCUGUAGGCUGAAGCAGCAGGAGUUGGUGGAUUCGGCGGAUGCGGACGGGGUCGUUGACGGGGGCUGGGAGCUCGGGGGCGCCACGAGGAAUGGAAGGUUGAGUUCGUUCGACGGCCGGUGCAGCAGGAGCAAGGAGCCAACUGUGGUCAAUGGCUAACCUCUAUCUCCUCUCUCUCUCUAUGGUUGAGAAGAAGGCCAAAUAGACGAAGAAGAAUUUGGCUCGAAAGUCUUGCCAAGGGUACGAUAAAAUUAGGCACAAUGGCAAGAUCUGUAGCAUCUACUGUGAACACAAAGCGGAGAAAAGGGAUUGCUUCCUCGUCCGAUUCAUGUUUCGGCAGUGCCGUGGGGGCUGUCGAGGUAAGCUCCAUUGACCCCCACCACGGCUUGCCCUUCCAAGCUUUCCUCCUCUCUGCCAUCCACGCGGCCAUCGGUGGUGCAGUAGGGGAGGCAACUCAGGUCAGGUGAGCAGCGGCAGAAAUCCACGGUGUGUUGCAAAGAACCAUGCUGAGGAUGGCUCGAUGCAAUAAGCCAUCAUCUCGACUGGGCCUGUGGCCCCAGCGGGAGAUGCCUAGGGCCGUGCCCAUCGACCAGGGCAGGGGGUGCCUACUAUGACAUGGACGAGUACACCAAACUGAUGUGAGCCGCCGCCAAUCCUAGCCCGUCGCCAAGCUCGUGAUGCUGGAGUGCUCCGCCCAAGUGUCUGAUCUAGGGGCCAAUUGGAAGGACAGGUUUCCUUCUUCACUUUACCAGACUUCAAAUGUACUAUCUAGCAGACUAGCACGUGUGCAUAUGAUGACUCCUUUUAUCUUUGAUGAAGGUAUUGGGAUUUCUUUAGGGGAAAUUGUAACAAUGUUGUUUGAAAUGGUGCUUCUCAAUUAUAGGUGGAAAGCCUGGCAUGGAGGCACAUAGGCUGCUGAUUAUGUUUCUGGAUUGGCCCUUGAGAAGGAGACCAAAGCAAACUUCAGCAGGAGUGUGUUCGAUAGAAUUGGCAAUGGGAUCGGGAGGUGGUGUCCAAGAAUUAUGUGGUUUGAUGGCACUAGGGGCAGGAGUGCUGAUUUAAUCAGACUAAGAAGAUGCCUAAAUAAGCUGUGAGGCUGCCUAUAUAUAAUUGUAUUUCUAAGUCAUUGUACUAUAUGUAAACCAAUUUAAGUCAUUCUACCAUCUGUAAUACAAUCCACAUUGCAUUAUCUUUCCAUCGAUA